AGUUAGUGGGGUUUGGUUAAUUGGUAAUUCUAAAUUGCUCAUGUGUGAAUGUGAGUGUGAAUUGUUGUCUGUCUCUAUGUGUUGGCCCUGUGACAGAUUAGCGACCUGUCCCGGGUGUGCUUUGCCUCUCUCGCCCUAUGGUAGCUGGAAUACGUUCCAGCCCCCACCAUGACCCUGACAAUUAUAAGUGGAAGACAGUGGAUGGAUGGAUUGAGAUCAUAUGUAACCACAACACUGCUUUCCUAUCUUCACAUCUGUCCAGAUCUUUGCAUGAAAAUAAAAUUGGUCCUUUUUAUUCACCUAAAUUAUCUUUAAAGAAAAAUAAAAAUAUUUAAAAGAAAAAAACCAGUACCAAAACCUAACUAAACAAAAUUAUCAGGACACUGCAUGACAGGAUAACAUAUGGUUUGUGCAGUAAGUUUACCAUUUUCCUGAAAGAUUUGUUACUCAACUUCUUUAGUGGGCACACGUGGUGUAUGUCUGCAAUGGUACUGAAUGAUUCAUGCUAGCAAGCACUGCAAUGGUUUUCUUGGCCUUCAUGCAUGAAUUUUACUGCAGUUUUUGGUGUCUUUUUAGGUGAUUGAAGUUGUGUUGCUUUGCAGUACAGACACAUAGAAGUAGCUGCAUAUGAUUUGUUCCAGGACACUUGUGCUAAAUCCAAAGGAUUCCCAAGCAACAGAUGAUGAUGUUUUGAGGGACAAGCUCUUCAUAUCUGUCUUUCAACAUAGUGUUACUCCAAAUUAGUCCAGGAACCGCCAACAGCUGUGAUUAACACAUGGAGGCAUGUGCCAAUCACAGUGCUUGAUUUGUUUUUACUUUGGAUUUUAAUUGGGAGCGCACACAUUUUAAAUAUUGCUCUUAUCAUGUUCAUUUAAUUGCGGGAAGCUAAAGUUGCAGUUAUACAGCCAUCUGUAUAGCCUGGUGGUGGCUUUGUGAUGCUUUGCGGCUGCAUUUCAGUGAGUGGUAUUUGUGAUCUUGGCAUUUACCUUUCUAAAACAGUUUGUUGUUGCAGUGGGAAGUGGGGUUUUUUUGCAUUCAUGGUUCCAGUUUUUUCUUAAUGUCACUAUGUAUGUUUGCUUCCUUUUCAAAAACACAAGCAGUAUAUCUCAGUUACUGUAUAGGCAAUAAAUCCCUCAUUAAAGUUAAUUUGUGCAGAAACGUUUCAUCACUCAUCCAGGUGACUUGUUCAGGCUCAGCAGGUUUUCCCAACCGUAUAAACAGGACAUUUGCAUAAUAACUGAAACUAGCACCACUGACAAACAUGGGCUGUGAGGUCAGUUUCUUGAUCAUUAAGCAGUCAGCUGAGACGGAAGAAGUCACUUGGAUGAGUGACGAAACAUUUCUCCUAUGGAAAAUGCUACAUCCAGAUGAACAGAGUCAACUUUUUGAGAUUUCCCUACCUGAAUGAUUGAGCUUGCAUCAAUUUGUGCACUUAGUUUAAUAGUUUCCUUGUAAUGUAGGGCAGAUCCUGCUAAUGCAUAAGGAGCAAGGACACUGGUCUGUUGUGACUAAGGAAAAGGAAGUUGGAAAUGCUGUAGCUGAAGUAGAGGAAAUGAAACGCAUGGGAGUAAGCAGUACUUCAGUAACACUUCCUGUAAUUUAGGACUUGGAAAAAUACACUUUUUGCUUUUUGAUGAGCAAGAAUGACUCACUGAUAGCUGUUCUGAUUCUACGGUGCCUCAUUACUCUGAGUCUAUUGGGAACUACAAGGCUGAAUUCCUUCAACAUGUUUUGUUCAGAGGUGUACGCAGAAGCAAGACCUGAGGUUUUCCCUGGGACCAGAACACACAGUUCAGAUCGAACCAUGGACCUCGGUCUAGCUGAGGAUCACUUCUCAAGGCCUGUGGGUUCUUUUGUGGCAUCAGACAUUGAACAGCUUAAACUGGCAAUAGAAGAAUGUAAGAAGCUGAUCUUGGAGCUGCCAGAGCAUUCAGAGAGACAAAAAGACAAUGUAGUGAAACUUAUCCACCUGCGCCUCAAACUGCAAGAACUUAAGGAUCCAGAGGAAGAUGAGCCUAAUCUGAGAGUCCUACUGGAACACCGCUUCUCCAAGGAAAAGAGCAAGAGUGUGAAACAGACCUGUGAUAAGUGUAGCACUAUUAUCUGGGGCCUUAUCCAGACUUGGUAUACCUGCACAGGAUGCUAUUAUCGUUGCCAUAGUAAGUGUAUGAAUCUGAUCACUAAACCCUGUGUCAGGUCAAAGGUCAGCCACCAGUCUGAGUACGAGCUCAGUAUUUGUCCUGAAAUAGGACUAGACCGGCAAGAUUACCGCUGUGCAGAAUGUCGUGCACAAAUUUCACUGAGGGGCGUACCUAGUGAAGCCAGACAGUGUGACUACACUGGCCAGUAUUACUGCAGCACAUGUCAUUGGAAUGACACGGCCGUCAUUCCAGCUCGUGUCAUCCACAACUGGGAGUUUGAAUCAAGGAAGGUCUGUCGCUCCUCAAUGCGCUACCUGGCCCUGAUGAUGUCACGCCCGGUGCUAAGGCUGAAAGAAAUAAACCCGCUGCUAUUCAACUUUGUGGAGGAACUGGUUGAAAUCAGGAAACUUCGUCAAGAUAUUCUGUUAAUGAAACCCUAUUUUAUCACCUGCAAGGAGGCAAUGGAAGCUCGGCUGCUACUACAGCUACAAGAUCGCCAACACUUUGUCGAGAACGACGACAUGUACUCACUACAGGAUUUGAUUGACAUUUCCACUGGCAGACUGAGCUGUUCCCUCACAGAGAUCCACACCACAUUUGCUAAGCACAUCAAACUAGACUGCGAGCGCUGUCAGGCCAAAGGAUUUGUGUGUGAGCUUUGCAAGGAGGGAGACAUCCUGUUCCCCUUUGACAGUCACACCUCAGUGUGCCAUGACUGCUCUGCUGUCUUUCACAGAGAUUGUUACUUUGACAAUUCCACAACUUGUCCACGAUGUGCACGAAUGACUGAGCGUAAGCAGGAUGAAGAGGAGCUGGAUGUGAAAGAAAGCUAACUCUGGAAAGGACCCUGGGAUUUAAGUGGAUGCUG
Molecule: messenger RNA, 3009 nt
Organism: Haplochromis burtoni (Burton's mouthbrooder)
Lineage: Eukaryota; Metazoa; Chordata; Actinopteri; Cichliformes; Cichlidae
Gene: def8
Product: differentially expressed in FDCP 8 homolog
Exons: 11
Coding region: 1634-2974 (446 amino acids)
Source: RefSeq, a predicted model, not a curated record